Phaedon cochleariae (mustard beetle) is the source of this 6046-nucleotide messenger RNA. The record is from the annotation of a GenBank genome assembly. Lineage: Eukaryota; Metazoa; Arthropoda; Insecta; Coleoptera; Chrysomelidae.
AUUGUUCCAUUUCAUCAAAAUGACCAACAAUGUUGAGCGAUUAAAGUGCUGAUUUAUAAACACCUUUUUCUAAUUCAAUUUUAUAUAUCUUUGUUUUAAUAUUAUAGUCUGUUCACCUUAGAUACGUACUAUUUAAGUCCAAGUUCAGUUCUCCAGGUACGUGCAGGUAGAAAUUUAAAACUUGAAUGGCCAUAGUUUUUCAACAUAAAUAUCAAAUAUCAGUACCAUUUCACGCAUUUUGUAUCCCCAACAAGUUCAAAUAUGGAAUCCGACAAGGAAAAUGCAGAAUCCACCUCCAAAGAAGUCAUGAAUAUAUAUAGAGACAUGGAAGAUUAUGAUCUAGGACAUGAAAUAGAAAAGCUGAAGGAAGAAAACAAUAUGUUAGGGAACCAUAUAGUCUGCUUAGAAGGGGAUGUAGAAAAACUGACUACAGCUUUACUGAGGCUGAAAUCACUUCAGGAGAACUUGACUAGAAACAUUUCUUCAUUGUUUAUGACUGCAAAGAAAGAAAUUGAACGCAAAGAUCGGAUUAUUGCAGACCUACGCAGUCAACUGGAUGAUAUAACUUUCAGAAGGAUGGGGAUGAGGUAUCAGAAGAGAAAACCAGAGGAAACUCUUGAAGGAAACAACAAGAAACCUAAAUAUCAGGAAAAUGUUAACCAAGUUGAACAACCAAAACAAAACCAUCCAGAAAGGGAUACCUUGAGGAAUACCAAGAAAUCCAUUAGACAGAGAAUAACUGAUCCUGCUUUGAAUAAGGAGAAAUAUGAAGAAACUAGUAAUAGAAAACACUUGGUUGAAAAAAAAUUAACAAUUAGUGAUGAAAGAAUUAGAAAUAACAGGACUCCAGAAGUGUAUGAUGAUGAAUUUGAAUAUGAAGACCCUGACUAUUACCACAACAAUAGAAUAAAUAAUAGAAAUCACAGGAAAAAAUACAUAGAGGAUGAUAGUAGAAGUAACUACAGUAGAAGAGAAGAAUUUGACAAUAGGGAUAUUGGGAGAAGGCAUAACAAUUCUAACAAUCAUAGGUACCAGAGGCCAGAUUAUGGAAACAGAAGGGAUCAGAGAUAUGAAAAGCCCAUAAGGGAAACACAUUCUGAAAAUGACGCUACCGACAUCCAAAAUGGCGAUACUAGUGAUAAUACCGAAUAUUCAGAGUCAGACAGAAAAGCGAAUUCUGAAGAAAUUACGGUGAAACCAGUCAGGAAAAAAAUUCAAGUCAUCAGCGAAUCUGAUGAAGAAAGAAAAAUCCGAAAACAAGGAGGAAAGCUUACAGGAAAUAGUUCACCUGGAGAUAUCCCAGGAAGCAGUACCAGACACCUUAACAGACAAAUAACAGAAAAAAUAGAAGAUAUUUUCACAGAUGGAAUCAAUAAAAUUAUGGACAGUGUUCUUCAAGAUGUUAAUAAACUCCUCCCUACAAUGAAAAUACCACCAGAACAGUAUUUCACAAAAGAGAAUUUUGAAAACAUCAGGGACUUCAGGGAAAACAAACUUCAAAGGACAUUGAAUGAUGAAAAAUUCACAAAAAGGAAGAGAAGCAGUGGACAUCAAGAAGAUAGCAAGAAGACCAAAGAAAUGGCGGAUCAGGACUUUUCACUGAGUACAAAGAAUGAGAAUUCCACAGAAUGUUUAAAUAUCAAUAACUUUGACUAUUCUUCAGGAGAAAGUGGAACAGUAAGAGAAAAUAUAAUGAAACAUUCUGACAUGGACUCUGUUUUAAGACAAACUCUAAUCAACUCCCAAUCAGGACAUGAAAAUAAAGAUAUUCUCAAAGAUAAACAAGAAGCACUGGAUCCCAAACAUUCAGAUGAAUGUGUGAUGGAAACUAAUGCUCUCAUUGAAGCUAAUAUAGAGGAUGAUAAAGACAAACGAAGAUUCAGCAUUCAAACAGCCAGAGCACAUCAAAAAAUUUCGAAUGCAAUGGAAAAUGGAAGAAAACAAAGCACAGAUAGAAAAUCUGUUGAAAAUUCUAUUGCUGACCAGAAAACAAAGCAAUCAGAAAAUUCUAAUCAUACACCUCGAAUGAAUCCUUCUUAUAAAAUACCUAGAAAAGACCCCAGCCAACUCACAAAAAACGACUGCAAUUCCCUCUUCAACCAAUACAACCCACUAGGAAACUACAGUGCACAUGAUGAAUCUGAAAGAACAAGCAAAAAAAGUGAAGAAAGUAGAUCUCAGCAAGAGCAACCCAAGGAUGAACCAAGAAGUAAAAGAAGCAGAUCAGAAGGAAGAUUCAAAAACAGAGAUGACAGUCCUAGGCACCAUGAAAAAGGCCGAUACAACUCAGGAUAUAACCCUUCACACCAAGAACCUGGACAUGGAAGAAGUAGAUCAAGAGUGGAAACUGAGAAUCGUCUACAUAGAUCUAGAUCAAAUGUGAGAUAUGAAGCUUCAAGACACAGAUCCAGAUCCAUAGAAGAAGAAAACAGAAGGAAGUAUAAGUGGAGUAAAACAGACACGGCAGACACACACCCAUCAAGAUCUACAAGUAGAGGUGAACAAGUUAGCAGAAGUAGAUCAACUGCUAGAUCUGAAAGCAGCAGAUGCAGAUCUAGAUCAAUAACUGAGCUAGAUGAAACAAAGAGAAACAGAUCCAAGUCAAUCAGUGAGAUAGAUGAAAUGAACAGGAUUCAUGAAACCAAGAGAAACAAAUCAAAGUCAAUUAAUAAAGUGGAUGAAAAAGAUGUAGGUCGGCAAGGCAAUCAAGUAAGAAAAAAUGUUGAGACCAAAGAAGCUGCCAGAUGUCGAUCUGGAAAUCCCCAGCCAUCUGGGAAACACACAGGAGUUGGACAAACGAAAAAUUUCGAGGUCAAGGAAAGUAGCAGAUGUAGAUCUGUGACUCCUAUGCCUUCUGGAGAUGACAUGGGAAUGGAUUUUGAAGAAUCUUGGCAAACAACAGACAGAAACAAUAUCAGCAAGAGUCAAGAAAGAAUGGCUAGAUUAUUUAAUUCUCCAGAUAAUUCCAAGGUUUCACCAAAUAAUCAUCCCAGAAAAGUAAUUGGGUAUCAGCAGUAUACAAGUAAAAGAUUGUUGGAUCAAAAAGAUACAUAUAAUAAAGAAAUCAUGGAUCAUAUAUCAGCGUCAAGCUAUUCUACUCCAGAAUAUGAGAUAGUAGAAGAGCUAGAUUCAAAUGAUUCUGACAAUUACUCUGCUACAAGUAAGGACAGACAGUCCAAACAAUACAAAAAGUCUUCUAGAUCAGGAUCAAACAUUUCUACUCCAGAAUAUGAAAAACUGAAUAAUGCAAAUUUCAUUGCUGCAAAUGCAACAGGUGAUGAUCAAAAGAAUCAACAAGACAAUACCAACCAAGUUAGUGGGCCAAAGCAACAAUGUCAAGAAUCUUCAGAAGAAGCAAAAAAUGCAUUUUCAGAAGUGCAGAAGUGGAGUAAACCAGCAUUAAUACUUCUAGAUAACGACCCUCGGAGAGAACUAAUCCAGUCUGAUCCAGACAAAACAAAUUCCAUUUAUCAAAAUUUGAUUAGGCAAAGUAGCACAGCUGGAGAGAAUGUUCAGUCAAACCUCACAGUCAAUGAGAAGGAUCUUGCUCCACCUCCAUCCAGUAAUAUACUUGAAGACAAAAAACAAGAGAAGGAGCCAGGAGAAGAUAAACUGAAUCAUGAAAUACGGAAGAUACAUGAAACGUCAAUUGAUCUCAAAGAAAAAUAUCAGAAAAAUGCAGUUGAUCAUCAUUCUGAUGUGUCAGAAAAACAGGAUAGAACAGUGGAAGAGGUGACAUCUCCACAGCCAAUGGACACAUCAAAAAAUAUACAGCCAACAAGAAAUAUUGGACUUGUCUUUGAAGAUAUUCCCAGCACUACCAACCAACUGGAUGGAGCAUCUCAAAAGGCCAUCAAAGAAGAAGGCAACAUAGUUGGAACCACUCAACCAAAAGGGGCUAGUUCCAGUCAACAAAGGCCUAUACCUCGAGAGGAGGUACCUAGUGAAGAAAUCACUAAAAGAAUAUGCCUUCCUAAACCAGAAGAACUCAAAACUAAUGGUGGAGAAGAAAAGGAAAGGAAACCGGAAAAAAGAACGAAUGAUGCAUCAAAAAAGACCUUAUCAGAUAAGCAAAAUAAUGGGAAGAAACUGAACUCUGAAAGUAAACCUGGGCCGCAAAUUGAAAAUAUUUUUUCUGAAAAACUUGAUGAAGAAGCCAAAGACAGGUGCCUACCCAUUCUCACACAAUUGAUGGAACCUGAGGAACUAGCCAAAACGGCUAGUGAAGACAUUACCACCAAGUCAAAAACACUAGUUGAAAAUGAAACAUCAUUAACUGGAGAAGAAAAGAAAAGCAGUAAUCCUGGGACCCAAAAUGGAGGCGAGGAUUCUGAAGAAUUUGAUAAAUCAAAAGGCAUAAGUCUACCCCUUCCCACACAACUGACUGAACCAGAAAAUCUGACGACAACAACAAGUAAAGCCACCACCACCAUGCAAAAAAUGGCAGAUGAGAAAGUAAAAAAGACUAAAAAUGGUAUAAUAAGUGAAGAGAAAGAGAAAAGAAAUUUCGAAAAAUUAUCUAAUACAACCAAAGAAGAUUCUUCAGAAAAAUCAAAUAGAUUGAUUAGUGGAAAAUCAAAUACGGUGAUCAAUUCUGAAACCCAAAAUGCACAUAAGAAUUCUGAACAGGUGACAGUAGAACCAACAGGAAGAAGUCUACCUGAACUCACCCAAAUGAUGCAACCUGAAAAGCUAACCAAAACUGUACAAGGAGCUAGCACUAUCAUGCCCAAACCUGCAGAUAAAAGGAAAAAGAAGGUAGAAACAGAAACUGGAAGGGAAUUGAAAAAAACUAAUACAUCCAAAAGAAACUCACCAAAAGCCCCAAAUAGAAUUGUUAGUAGCAAAUCAAAGAAAGAGAGUAAACCUAGAACAGAAAACGAAAAUAAGGACUUGAAAGAACUCAAUCUAGGAUCAAAGUACAAGAGUCUACCUCUUCUCACAGAAUUAGUGCAAGCUGAAAAGCUAACAAUAAAAGCAAGUGAAACCAUCACCAAUAUGUCGAAAACUGUAGAUAAAAAGAAAGAAGGACAAGGAAUGAAAUUGGAAAAAGUAAUAAACACUAUAUCCAAUAGAAAAUCAUCUGAAGAUGUAAACAGAACAGCUGAUGGAACAUCAAAUACUGUAGGUAACUUGAACCUGGAAAUGAAACUCAACGAUUGUAAGGAGGCCAUUGCUACUAUGCCAGAUUGUCGAGAUAAUGAAACUAAAGCAGCUAAAGAGAUGAAUUUAUCCCACAGAAAUGUUCCAGAGAAGAGAAUAAAUGAUGAAACAUCCAGGAAGACAGCAAUAAUUGAAUCUGUAAAGAAUCUAACGGAGGAAUCUUUUUCUCAAACAAUAACGAUACAAAGCACUCCAAAUAAAAAAGAUGUUCCGAUUCGUAAGCGCAUCACCCCUAUCCCUGUAAAGGACACCCCUAUUUGUUCUUUUGAGAACAUCUUGGAGAAAAACAAGUCUCCCUUCUCCGUCCACGGAUCACCCCUGACCCUCACCCACGAAGGAGAAAUACCGGUUUUGCACUUGGAAGAAAACCAUUUCAACAAUUUGAGAGGGGACGGCCAAAAAAACAUUGACAGGAACAUCAUGAGUCUACUCGACCAGAUGAACAUAUCGAACAUGGAUUGUGACAUUACCAAAUUUGAAUCCAGUCAGGAAAGGACGGUAAAUCCAAGUAAAAUGGCUGUCAGCUUUGAAAAUGCGAUAAACACUGCUCCAGUUCAGAAAGCGUCUGAAGAUGGUCCUGGCAAAGAUGCAGGUGACUGUACAGCACAGGAUAAACAUGAAAUCAAGAUGGAUGCGCCAGUCGCGCCAUCUAGCUGCCAAAAUACUUCGUUCGUUAGACGAAGAAGGAGAUGUAGAUUAGUUGUUAUAGACUGAACAUUUGUAAAAUUUUGUAAAUAGGAUAUGUAUUUAUUUUAUCAGAAACAGAUAAUAUAAUUUUUGUUUGUUUUUCAUAUAUAAUUUUAUAUUGAUUGUCAAUGAUUGUACAUGGACUUGUAAAUAACAGUUAAAUUUUAUUGAAUAAAAUGAUUCUUUAAAUCAUCAA